AUGCAGGAGAUGAAGAGCUGCUUAAAAGAAUUCGUGGAAACCGUUGCACAAUGCAUGUCAAAGACAGUAAAUCUGGAAACUCGGGUACUAGAAGCAGAAGCUAAGGUGUCGGCGUUGGAAAAAGAAAAUUCUAGUAUACCAGGUCUCAAACUUCACAUAGCUUCGCUGGAACAACAAGUAAACAAUCACCAGAGUUAUUUUUUGCGAAACGAAGUUGAAAUAAUUGGCUUGAAUGAACACAGGAACGAAAAUCUUCUCCACAUAACAAAUAUUAUUGCCCAACGCGUCGGCUUCGAACUAAAACCGGAAGAUAUAGACUGGGUUACAAGAGUGGGCUCGCUACGGAGCUCUGGUAUCGAACAACGACCCCGUCCCGUGGUUUUGCGCUUUACCAGACAGGUGGUUCGCGAUGACUUUUUACGCCACACCAAAACUAGACGCAAUACUACAACCACUGAUAUUGAACUCGAAGGCCCCUCACGUAUAUUAUACUUCAAUGAACACCUAUCGAAGCUUAACAGGCAGUUAUUUCGUGAAGCGCGUCUCUUAUCAAAAGAAAAGGGCUUUAAAUAUUGUUGGAUUAAAAAUGGCAAAAUCAAGAUACGCCAGGAUGAUGGCAAACCAGUUCGCACAAUAUCUUCAAGUAAUGACUUAUGCCUUCUUAGUAGAAUCAAUUCUAAUGCGCCUGACAUUGUAUAA
Leptosia nina is the source of this 699-nucleotide messenger RNA. Lineage: Eukaryota; Metazoa; Arthropoda; Insecta; Lepidoptera; Pieridae. The record is from the annotation of a GenBank genome assembly.